This is a messenger RNA of Anopheles stephensi (Asian malaria mosquito), 2605 nucleotides long. Its product is annotated as solute carrier family 23 member 2. Gene Ontology annotation, biological process: transmembrane transport. The coding region runs from base 236 to 1951 and encodes 571 amino acids. The record is from RefSeq and is a predicted model, not a curated record. Gene Ontology annotation, cellular component: membrane. Lineage: Eukaryota; Metazoa; Arthropoda; Insecta; Diptera; Culicidae. Gene Ontology annotation, molecular function: transmembrane transporter activity. The transcript has 4 exons.
CACAAGUCGAGACUGGAUGCGAGUCAGUUGCGAGCCAGUGGGGAGCGCGAACGUUUGAACCGGACGACGUUUGCAAGUGUCUCUUGCAGUGUUUCUUAGUGGGGUUCGGGAUCGCUCGCUGAUUCCUACUGCAUAUCGAUUGAGUUACCGAGACAAUAUCUCUCGUUUGUUUAGUGAGGAUCGUUGAAGAAAAGGGCAUUGAUUGACCCAUUUGGUGGAAGCGCAGUUUCUCGAGAUGAUGGACACCGAACAGCAGCAUGCGCCGUGUACACCGGAGCCGGGCAAUGGAAAAGAAGGCAAGGCUCGUGGUGCAGACAUAAACUACGGCAUCGACGACAAUCCACCAUGGUACUUCUGCAUCAUGAUGGCGCUGCAGCACUACCUAACGAUGAUCGGUGCGAUCGUCUCGAUUCCCUUCAUCCUAACGCCCGCGCUCUGCAUGAGCGACGAAGAUCCUGCCCGUGGCACCAUCAUUUCCACCAUGAUCUUCGUCACCGGACUGAUCACAUACCUGCAGGCAACCUGGGGCUGCCGGCUACCCAUCGUCCAGGGUGGUACCAUCUCCUUUCUCGUGCCCACGCUCGCCAUCCUCAACCUACCCCAGUGGAAGUGUCCACCGGCCGAAGUAAUAGACGCGAUGACCGAGUCAGACCGUACCGAACUUUGGCAGGUGCGGAUGCGUGAACUUUCCGGCGCCAUUGCCGUAGCAGCCGUGUCGCAGGUUGUGCUCGGGUUCAGUGGACUCGUGGGCAAGUUGCUGCGCAUCAUCACACCACUGACGAUCGUACCGACGGUGGCACUGGUGGGCAUAACACUGUUCCAGCACGCGAGCGAAACAGCCUCCAAACAGUGGGGCAUAGCGGUCGGAACCACCGCCAUGUUGACGCUGUUCUCGCAGGUGAUGUCCGAGGUACAGUUCCCCGGGGUCGCUUACCGGAAGGGUCAGGGAUUGCGCUUGAUCUGGUUCCCGCUGUUCAAACUGUUCCCUGUACUGCUCACGAUCGCGAUCAUGUGGACGGUGUGUGGGGUGUUGACUGCGACCGGCGUUUUCCCCGAGGGACAUCCGGCCCGUACCGAUGUACGGUUGCGGGUGCUGCAGGAUGCCGAAUGGUUCCGCAUACCGUACCCGGGCCAGUUCGGGUUGCCGACCAUAUCGUUGGCCGGUGUGCUGGGCAUGUUGGCCGGUGUGAUAGCCUGCACGGUGGAGUCGAUCAGCUACUAUCCGACGAUCUCGCAGAUGUGUGCGGCACCACCGCCGCCGCUGCACGCCAUUAACCGGGGCAUCGGUAUUGAAGGACUCGGCACCGUGUUGGCAGGGCUGUGGGGAUCCGGCAAUGGGACGAACACGUUCGGGGAGAAUGUGGGCGCGAUCGGUGUCACCAAGGUGGGCAGCCGGCGGGUUAUUCAGUGGGCCGCCUUCAUCAUGAUUCUUCAGGGCGUCCUGAACAAGUUCGGUGCCGCCUUUAUCAUGAUACCGGACCCGGUUGUCGGUGGCAUCUUCUGCGUAAUGUUCGGCAUGAUAACAGCGUUCGGACUGGCAGCGCUACAGUACGUGGAUUUGCGUUCGGCCCGCAAUCUCUACAUACUGGGCGUAUCGUUCUUCUUCCCGCUGGUGCUCUGUCUGUGGCUGCAGCAGCAUCCGGGCGCGAUCGACACAGGGAAUGCAACGGUCGAUUCGACACUCUCGGUACUGCUCGGCACGACCAUUCUCGUUGGUGGUGUGUUGGGAUGCGCACUGGACAACCUCAUCCCUGGUACGCCCGAGGAACGUGGGCUGGUUGCUUGGUCGAAAGAGAUGGCACUGGAAACGGACAGUGGGGAUGGACUGCCGGCGGGCGGUAUACAGAUGGAACGGAACACGUUCGAUUUCCCCUACGGAAUGGGGUUGAUGCGACGAUGGAAAUGGACCCGACACGUACCGUUCCUUCCAACCUACAAGAUGAAGCUUUGAGGACCAACUUUCCAAGAAUAGACGAAAAAUUGACACGGAAGGUUUCUACUCAUGCCGCUCAUCGCACACUGCCGUAACGGAUUAGUCCUUACACUUUGGAUGCAGUUGCUCUGGGACACCAUGCAGUUGGACUGGAAUUCAUAAUGUGGAUGACUACAAGGAACUGUGCGCGAGGUCUGGCAACAGUUAAAGGAAGACGUUAGCGUAGCGGACGGGAUGGAAGAUGCAAGUAGAUGGAGGAAACAAUGGAAGCGACAUCAAACUAAUAAGGCAGGCAACAAAUGAUGCUUUGGCAUGAGUUGAAGCCUGGACAUCAAAAGCUCAAAGAACUAGGCUGAGGCGUCAAGCGAGCCAGCCUGAGAGCCUUCGAGUGCUGAGGGCCUCACCCAUAAUUUUGCGGUAUAGGAGCAGCUGCACUAAGAGAAGGAGAUUGAAAGAACCAAUUUAAGAUCAUCUGCAAGGAAACAUUCUUUAGGAGGAAAAUAGAACAGAGCAGACAUUAUUAAAAUGGAUAAACAAUAAAUCGCUCAGGACAAGCAAAAGGCAUUGUUGAAGCUCUAAUCCUCACAGAACUAGAACGAUCACAUGCAUGUUGGUCCAUAGAACUAGAAAACUGAUGUCUUUUCAAGUUGAAAUAUAUAGAAACAAUUACAA